This is a messenger RNA of Sporisorium graminicola, 2856 nucleotides long. RefSeq lists its product as uncharacterized. Gene Ontology annotation, molecular function: GTPase activator activity. Gene Ontology annotation, biological process: mitotic spindle orientation checkpoint signaling; regulation of Ras protein signal transduction. Gene Ontology annotation, cellular component: SIN/MEN two-component GAP complex; mitotic spindle pole body. NCBI's taxonomy places the organism in Eukaryota, Fungi, Basidiomycota, Ustilaginomycetes, Ustilaginales, Ustilaginaceae. The transcript has a single exon. Bases 1 to 2856 code for a protein of 951 amino acids. The record is from RefSeq and is a predicted model, not a curated record.
AUGUCGCAAGUCGAAGACUGGUCCGAUGGCGACUUUGACCUGGAGCACACCGAGCUGCGUACAGACCACACGGCGUUACAGGAUGUCCACCAACUGCAUUCCUCGCGUCCAGAGCCAAAUCCCGGGCCAAGUUGGGAUGACGACUUUCCCGAGGAUGACCACGAUGAAGGCUCGGACGAGCAGACGGACACGAUCAAACUCUCCACGGCCGCUAGCUCAGCUUUGAAGCUCAUGCUCGCAGCCAGCAAAGCUUCCACGUCUGGCUCUUCGAUCUCUCCCAACGAUCUGCUCGACGAUCGACCUCGACCUCCAGCUCUCGACCUGAAUCGCAUUUCUCAGUAUGCCGCCGCCGAUCGUAUCAUCGACGAUGCCUACGGACGACGAAACACACAGGCGUGCUCCAUCGCGAGUCUCAGCACCUCGGCCAGCACAAGCGGGCGCAGCACCAUGGGCCUCUCUACUGACCUCACUGACCCCGAUAGCCCUCACAGCAAGAACGGAGGCGCUCAUCGCGCGUCGAGCGUCUCUUCCCGUAGUUCGCUUCAUGCUCGAUCCGAUCUCGACAUCCAGUUCUCCGAGACCGAGGACGCGCUCGAGAUGGAUUUCGAGCUGGAACCUGACAUGAACAACCUCAGCCUCUGCUCGUCUCUGUCGCGGGCCCGCUCCAACACCUCACUCAGCCAGGUCAGCAGAGAAAUUUGGGACGACGAUGCUGGUUUCAACGCUGCUCUUUCCAGUACGACGCACACUUCGUCCUCGUCACUGCAUCCACCCGCCUUCCCAGAACACCCGCCUUCCGUCAAGAGCUUGUCGGGCGAAAGCGAUGCGGACGACGAGCACGAAGAUUUGCUCGAUGGUCUCGACCUUGAAGGCAGCGUCUUUGGAAAAGCACCGAAUGCAGACAACCAGUCCGCUCCCGAAGUCAAGGCCAAGUUGGAAGCAAUGCUCGACCUAAAGCGGUCGGGUCAAGUCUCCACUCCUGCUGCUGACCGCGGUCACCCUACCGACUCUGACACAGCCAUCGCCGCAGGCCUCGUGAUCGACGAAGACUUUGAUCUGUCCACUAGUCGCAUCGCUUCGCGUACUCUGCCUUCAAAAUUGCAUCGCCCUUACAACACACGAAGCGCAAUGGCAAAGCGAGGCGUCGACUUAUCAGAGCCGCAAGCCGACGAGCGCCGCCAUCCUCGUACUGCCUCUCAACACAGCGAGGUCAGCUCCGUCCGAUCACCCGAUACGCGCUCUGAGAUCCGUGGACCUGGUCGCAACCGUCUCCGGUUCAAACGUUCCGCGAGUGAUCUUGCUUCGCACGUUUCUGCUGCGGCUGCUUCCAAUUCAUCCUCGUCUUCGUCCCAUCGGCCGCCCAAUCGUGGCAGUCAGCUCGUACGCAAAAGAUCUCUACCCACCAUGAGAACUUUGCCUCCCGCCAAUGCAUCCACUUCAGCCGUUCCAGCCCUUGACAACGCAUCCUCCGUCUCGGUGCGUCAGCGCCAAAACAGCGGCAACAGCGCCGUAUCUUCGAAUUCGCGCUUCAGGAUUAGAGGCGGCUCGAGGCUCACCGACUCCACUGCUGCCUCGCGUGCAAGAGCUGCGGAGACAGCCGCAGAUCAUAUGUCUCGUCUGCAGAGGGACGCGAGUGCCCCUGCUCGACCCAGCACUCCGGUCUCUUUCUCCCACCGUCCUGCGCAUCAGCCAGCAUCGCGCAUCUCGGUCAACACGCGUGCGAAGACUAGAUCGGAUCUUGAGCGUCGUGGCUCUUUGGGUGAGAGCCAACCCGUUGCCCGUUUGCUCAAGCGCUCUGUCCCUUACGGCAAUGGCGCUGAGCUCGAUGGGAUCGACGAUCUGCCCAAUGCGACCAGUCCCGACCUCGUGCAAUCGGUCCGACCGCCAGCCUCGUCUGAAAAGCCUAACAAGAAUCGUGUUCCAGCAGCGACGGCUGUUUCCACCGCACUCGCGCCGGCUCGUGAGAGUCAGUCCAAGCGCGGCGGUCGGCGCGGCAAGAGGAGCAAGCCAGCUCUGAUCCGGUCACUCGGUGCUGGUGCUGGCGCUUCGCCCGCGCAGAAGAGCGUCAAAGGCAUGCGCUGGAACGCCCAGGCGCUUCGAUGGGAGGGCAACGAGGGUGUGCUUCGCGACUUUGAUCAGGUCAUCCAAAGCAGUGUUCGGCCUGCGCUCAUCUCUCAGAUGACGGGCAGCUCCACUAGCUCGGCGCUCACGCAUGCCGCUGGCUACUCGUCGCCUUUAUCGCCAGAGAGCAGCAGUCUCAUGAACAACAUCGCUUCUGGCGCUCGGGUGGUGGGCGAUAUGCUCUUUGAUCCUGUACAGAUGCGAUGGGUGCACAAGUCGGGCGCCGAGGAGGAGGAUGUGUUUGCAGAGUUCGACGAGCCGCUCGAGGAUGGGGAUUCUUCGCGUGAUGCUUCCGCUUUCAAGCUCACAGUCGACGGGGACAACACAGUUCGCGCUCGCAGGACAAGGUCGACCGAGGCUUUCAAUCGCACUUCCAACCCAUGGGCCCGUCUGAGCGAAAAGCAGGAUGCAGCCGUCGACAACAAUGUACUCGAGCGCAGCCUUGACCGCAAAAACGAUCAGGCCAUCCGCCGAGCCUUGUCCAGAAGCGCCUUUGCUCCCAGCGUCGGCAUUGACCGCGAACUGUGGGAUGCCUGCGUGCAAGCCGAGAAGCGCCACACUGCCGAAAUCGAUGGAUGCUUGCCACACCCCACCGCAUCGCGGUUUCGCAGUCGAACACGCUCGUGUACUUCGGAUCGCCCCAUGACGUUGGAUGAGAUUGAUCGUCCGCGCCCGCAUCUCUAUCAUUUGGAAAAGAUCGCUAAGAGCAUCAUCAAGCCUGAAGGUAGGUUGUGA